AUGGCGCGGCUUCGUGCUCUCAGCUUGGCAGCUUCUGUGAUUCUCGUUCUCCUCUGCAAGAGUGGUUCAGAAGCGGUGCGCCUGACGCCCACCACUCGCACCACCGCCACUCCCGGCAACGCCACCGCUAGUGGCGGCAACGCCGCUACCAACAAGACUGCUAGCACUAGCACUCCCAAGGCGGGCAAGACGUUUUAUUACACAUUAUGGCUGCUCGAUGCUGGUUGGGGCAACAGGGACACGCCGAGUGGGGGGGACACCAUUGUGUUUCAAAAUUUCGGUCUCGUUCCCGCUAAGUAUUUCGUACAGUUUGAUGACCAAAGAACCUUUUCCAAAUGCAACUACAGGGCGGUACAAUAUCUGAAAGCAUUUGAUUGGUUUGGCGAGGAAUACAAGUACACCGUGCCAUACUAUACUAAAGGCGAUCACCUGUACUUCGGCUCGAGCGCUUGGCUGUGCAAGAAUUUGGGUAUUAAGGUUAAGAUUCCCGUGAAAUCUUACACACCAUGA
Molecule: messenger RNA, 510 nt
Organism: Closterium sp. NIES-65
Lineage: Eukaryota; Viridiplantae; Streptophyta; Zygnematophyceae; Desmidiales; Closteriaceae
Source: the annotation of a GenBank genome assembly